AAUACGUUAGCAAACAAACAAAGUGUUGCUUAAGCCCUUAAUGUAUGAACGACCGCUAGGGGAUGUUUCUGUGACACGGGCGCUACUCAUCACAGCAAUAAAUUAUGUCUACUCUUUGACCGCUUUUCCAUACAAUCGAAUCGAGGGUCCGAUUUUAACAUUUGAAUAUCCUAGUACAAAUAUAGUAAACACAUUAAAAAAACCGUUCGCAUUUUUCGUAAGCUUAAUAAAUUAUUUGUAUCGUGAUUUAAAUAAAUUAGUUGAUUUGUUUAGUAAAUUCGGUGUGUGCUUGUAAUAGAUGCGUCGCAGGCUCGUGACUAGUACCCCAGUCAAUAUUACUUUGGAGUCUGGAGCGGUCGAGUGAGGACGUUCGCUGCCGAUCCCGUGCCUGACCAAUUCCUGAGUUUCAACUUUUGCUGAAUUCCUGAUCACCAUGUCUGAGCGCGACGGUUCUGCUGGUGGGAAAGCUGGGGGAAAGAUGGAGAAGAAGGCUGAGCGCCGAGGCAAGAAGAAGAGCAAAGUAGGGCUCGUGGUGGCCAUGGCUUCGGCCCCCGUACAAGACGUACAUGACGACGAGGAGACGGUACUGGUAGAGGAACUGUGCGCGAUUGUCGACAACGUCGAGGCGGAGGCUAAGAAGGCCGCCAACGGCUUGGGCAAGGCCGACGGCGACGGCAAUCCCGUGGGCGGCGAGUCCGGCGAGCCCGGCGGCAAGCCCGGGCCCGAGGGGCGCGCCAAGCGCGACGACGUGCCCGACGCCAUCCCCAUCGGCAAGGCGGCCGGCGACGCCGGGGCCCCCAAGCUGUAAACACAUGCACCAACAUGUGUUUCUAAAUGUCUCGAUGUAUUUUGUUUUAUGUGUGCUUUUCGGUCAUUUGGAUCAUUAUUGUGUAACGUCAAUUAACAUCGAAAUUUGAUUCAAAAUUCGUUUUAGUUGUAGGGUAACAGCUCAAGGUAUCCUGACAAGAUCGAUUUUUACUUGCCUACAUUAAUCUAUUGUUUAGUUCAAUUUUAUCAAAUUAUCGUCUAUUUAUAUUUUUACACUAUUUACAGGUCUUAACAAAAUAAAUUUUGAUAAAAUCGAUUUUAAAUUAGGUAUUCUAUUUUGGAAAUUGUAAUUUUGAUACAGUUUACUUUAGUUUAGUGUGAUUUCAUCUUCGAUUUGAUCUACUGGUACAGGAAUUUUCUAUUGAAAUGUUAUCUCUACUCUGUGAUAAAUGUUGUGAGAAAAAUAAAAAAAAUCAAACCA
Messenger RNA from Trichoplusia ni (cabbage looper), 1249 nucleotides. RefSeq lists its product as uncharacterized. The coding region runs from base 434 to 808 and encodes 124 amino acids. The transcript is spliced from 2 exons. The record is from RefSeq and is a predicted model, not a curated record. NCBI's taxonomy places the organism in Eukaryota, Metazoa, Arthropoda, Insecta, Lepidoptera, Noctuidae.